AUGGCUGCGGAAGCCAAGUACAGCAUUGUCCGCGAAGUGGGCCGGGGGAGCUACGGGGUGGUUUACGAAGCCGUCCUCAACCGAACUGGCACCAAAGUGGCUGUGAAACGGAUGCACUGUAACGUGCCCGAAAACGUCGAGCUGGCUCUGCAGGAGUUCUGGGCCCUGCAGAGCAUCCAGAGGCAACACGAGAACGUGAUCCAGCUGGAGGAGUGCAUCCUGCAGAACGGCCGAGCCUUCCAACCCAUCAGCCACCGCUACGGGAAGUCCGACAGCCACCUGCUGCUCAUCGAGACCUGCCUGAAGGGGCGGAGGUGCAUGGACCCCCGCUCGGCCUGCUUCCUCUGGUUCGUGAUGGAGUUCUGUGACGGGGGCAACAUGAACGAGUACCUGCUCGCCCGCAGCCCCGACGCUCAGCUGAAUCACAGCUUCAUGCGGCAGCUCAGCAGUGCCGUGGCUUUCCUGCACAGGAACCAGAUUGUGCACCGAGACCUCAAAUCCGACAAUAUUUUGAUCUCUCACAGGCGGGGCAGCCCCGUAGUAAAGGUAGCGGAUUUUGGCCUCAGCAAGGUGUGUCAGGGGAAAGGGAACGUGAACCAGCACCGCUUCUCCUCCGCCUGCGGCUCCAACUUCUACAUGGCCCCCGAAGUGUGGGAAGGUCACUACACCGCGAAGGCCGACAUCUUUGCCCUGGGGAUCAUCUUCUGGGCUAUGGUCGAGAGGAUCACCUUCCGAGACGGGGAUACUGAGAAGGAACUGCUCGGAACGUACAUCUGCCAAGGCAAGGAGCUUAUUCCCCUCGGAGAAGCGUUGCUGGAGAACCCCAACAUGAAACUACAGAUUCCCCUGAAGAACAAGAAGUCCAUGCCGGAUGAUCUCUGCAAGCUCCUGCGUGACAUGCUGGCUUUUAACCCCAAGGAAAGACUGGACGCCUUCCAACUUGAAGCCCGAAUCAGGCAAAUCUCCUACGGCAAGAAGCGCCAGCGCUCUGCCUCGUAGGGAUGCAGGACGUUCAGGUGAGUGUCUCUGCCAGGCUACUCCCUACUUUGUCCGAGCUUCCAGGGGAUUUUCUGUGGUUAACCUCCAGGCUAAAGCCCUCUGAACCC
Molecule: messenger RNA, 1106 nt
Organism: Leptosomus discolor (cuckoo roller)
Lineage: Eukaryota; Metazoa; Chordata; Aves; Leptosomiformes; Leptosomidae
Product: serine/threonine-protein kinase PDIK1L
Biological process (GO): negative regulation of G2/MI transition of meiotic cell cycle; protein phosphorylation
Cellular component (GO): nucleus; cytoplasm
Molecular function (GO): protein kinase activity; ATP binding
Source: RefSeq, a predicted model, not a curated record